AUGAAGUAUAUAUCGAACACGUCAUCACAAGCAGUCACGUUUUACAGGCCUAUAAAUAAUUACGCCUACUACCGACUUUUUGGCUACAUCACUGCACUUGCUUUACACGGAGGCAAUGUAAUAACGAUGCUUUUCGCGUUGCAAGGCGAUAGCAUGAAGGACCCUGAGAUAGAAACUUUCUACUCUUUACAGUGGGUGUACAUCACCAUUUGGAACGUGGUUUUUCAGAUAAUAUACUCCUUUCUAGGAAUCUUAUGUGAUUUACCAACAACACUCGAGGUUAAGGAACCAAUGCUCACAAAAAACCUAAAAUCAUAUCGUGAAGUGUUGUUCACUACUAUUAUUUUACCAUUCGGUUUUGCGAUAUUUAUAAUAUUCUGGUCAAUAUAUAUAUACGACAGAGAAAUGAUAUUUCCGGCAUUUAUUGACAAAGUUAUAAGGCAAGAAUCCAACCAUAUAAUGCAUACGGCUAUAGUCCCUAUAGUUCUCUGGGAAUUAGCUUUCCUACCCAAAAGUGAACCUAAAUCGCACAAGUGGAAUUUAGCUGGCACUUACGGAUGCUUCAUAACUUAUUUAUAUGUAUUAUUCUCAACAUUCGCCCGACGUGGUAUAUGGCCUUAUCCCAUUUUAAAAAUUUGUUAUGGGUCCAUAUACUUCCCAAUGAUUUUCAUAGGUAUUGCCAUAACGUUAUAUUUAAUGUACUACGGUCAAUGGCGCGUCAACUCACUACUGUGGGGGACUAAUGUUACGUCAAAAGAAAAAGUUUGA
This is a messenger RNA of Parnassius mnemosyne (clouded apollo), 768 nucleotides long. The record is from the annotation of a GenBank genome assembly. Lineage: Eukaryota; Metazoa; Arthropoda; Insecta; Lepidoptera; Papilionidae.